This is a messenger RNA of Conger conger (European conger), 2746 nucleotides long. RefSeq names its product secretion associated, Ras related GTPase 1Ab (gene sar1ab). Gene Ontology annotation, cellular component: COPII vesicle coat; endoplasmic reticulum exit site. The transcript is spliced from 7 exons. Bases 139 to 735 code for a protein of 198 amino acids. Gene Ontology annotation, biological process: vesicle organization; membrane organization; endoplasmic reticulum to Golgi vesicle-mediated transport. Gene Ontology annotation, molecular function: GTP binding; GTPase activity. The record is from RefSeq and is a predicted model, not a curated record. Lineage: Eukaryota; Metazoa; Chordata; Actinopteri; Anguilliformes; Congridae.
GUCGUUUCCCUUUUCGUGGUUAGCUAGCUCGCAGAACUGUAUCUGUGGGUUAGCUUCACGCUCGCGUCGGGUCUUGAACAAAACAUCUGACUCUCGAUCAGUGGGAAGGAAUACUGACACGAAGAGGUAGCAACAGAAAUGUCAUUUAUAUUUGACUGGAUCUACCGAGGAUUUAGCAGCGUGCUUCAGCUUUUAGGUUUAUAUCGAAAAUCAGGGAAGCUGGUAUUCCUGGGUUUGGAUAAUGCUGGAAAAACGACACUACUACACAUGCUCAAGGACGAUAGACUUGGACAGCAUGUCCCCACAUUACACCCAACGUCGGAGGAGCUGACCAUCGCUGGAAUGACGUUCACUACGUUUGACCUUGGCGGUCACGCACAAGCGAGAAGGGUCUGGAAGAAUUACCUGCCCGCUAUAAACGGAAUCGUUUUUCUGGUGGACUGUGCAGAUCACGAACGCCUCGCUGAAUCGAAGGUUGAACUGGAUGCGUUACUGACGGACGAGACCAUCUCCACGGUGCCCAUCCUCAUCCUGGGGAAUAAGAUCGACCGGCCGGAGGCUGUCAGUGAGGACGGGCUGAGGCUCAUGUUCGGGCUCCACGGCCACACCACUGGGAAGGGGAGCGUGUCGCUGAAGGACCUGAACCUGCGGCCCAUGGAGGUGUUCAUGUGCAGCGUGCUGAAGAGGCAGGGCUACGGCGAGGGCUUCCGCUGGCUCUCGCAGUACAUCGACUGACCGCGCCCAGAACCCCACCGGACCCUGCGUCACGAGACCGCUCCUGCCCUCCUCCAGAACCCGGACCUGACGACGAGGGCUGGGAAGUGUUUAUUUACCGAGCGCGACGUCAAGUCCCGGCCGAAAACGCGCUCGGUUCCAGUUCUGCAAAAAUAUCCGCUACAGUUCCGACAGGCACCUCGAUGUUGGUGUGUUUUAAAAUUUUAUACAAAAAUCUUGAGGGGGGGGGGGGGGGACCCAAAUACCGACGGAGGAACUGCAGUGAUCCACCGGAAAAAUGGCACCAAUACCCACAGCUCACUUCCAUUGAAAAAGUAGGAUUAUUUAUGAAAAUAAAUGUCUUAAGAUAAAAAAUGCAUAUACAAUAGCCAAGACAUACCGUUAACCUUUAUAGCAAUCCCCAGGACUUAUAUCUGACCGAUUUGCCUUUCCGGAGAGAAAUGUGCCAAUAAACACCAGGUUCUGUAUUUUGAAGUCUCUAAAAAAGCAAUUGCAGCUCAUUUGUAAUCGUGUAUUCCUGAACUGCUCUCUAUAAUUUAGGUCACAUGACUAGUGUAAUUAUUUUAACGUCCAUUACAUUUUUAUGCUAACGCCUGCAGUUUGGUUAACGACAUCCACAGCAAGCAAUGUAGAGGACUGAUAUUUGACUGUGCAUCAAAGUUCACAUUUUAUUUAAAAAUAAAAAGCAGGGUGUGUGCGUAUCAGAAGCACAAAGUAUUUCAACAUUUAACAUUUUAUUUUAAUAAGCCAGCCUAAAACUUCAAAGCAAAAUAUAAUCAGAAGGCUUUCCCUGCUGUAGUAUUGCCUGUUAUGCAGACGGUCACAGAUAAUGUGUCAUUUCUGAUUUUAUCGUGAAUUUAAUUUCACAAAAUGGCUGACAAGCGAAGACCCCCGUGUUAAGUGAUGGAUAUAUUGCUUUUCCGAAGGCAAAUAAUCAUGCGCAUCAAGUGACAUAAUAGUAAUAAUAAACCACAGCAAUAAAGAGUUCAGUUAGGAGAAGAGUGGAGGGCAGCACUGGCAAAGGCCUCUGACACGUUGGGUCAUUCAUGGUCAUGCCACAGUAAGAAACUGGGUGUCACUGUCGGCCAUUCCGGCUCAAGCUCCACCUGACACGCCAUGUUUGUGGGGACUGUACGAAAAAGCAUUGACCCUCAACGUGAAAAAGGCUUUCACCUUCUAUUUAAGAUUGUAAUUUAUUUAUGGUUAAAAAUGCUGUUAAACUAAUAUGGGUUUCCUCUGUCAGUGAGAACGAGCUGAACUUUACACUGUUGAUGCUUUGUGGCCAACACUAGUCACUAUUUAUUUUAUUCUUAAGUUUAAGCUACAAUUAUUUAUUUACAAUGUGUUUGCUUUUAUCUCUGGAAUGCAUUAAAAAAAAAAAAAAAAAAAAAAUUAGAAUAUUAAAGGGAGUGACAAAACAUUUUUUUUAUUGUAGGGAUGUGUGGUUAUGGGGUGGAGCAAUAUUGUAUAAGUACUGUACACAAUUGUAGAUACUGAAGUCUACGCUGUAUACAGUUUGAGUACGCAGUUAAAUCAUUAAUCUGUGCCAGUCUUAAAAUAGUGCAGUAAGUAUUUUUUGACUAUCCGCUGUGAGGAACAGUUAGGGUAUGAGAAUACUUGCGUAGCGGCAUGGAUCUUUAUUUUUACAUUAAAAACAACUAUCAUGCAGUGGUCAAACUGCCUGUAUGUCUGUAGAUAAUGUAAAAUGGACAGACCUGAUGGAACUUGAAGGAAUUCAUAUUGAUUAUGAUUACAAAUAUACGGUUUAAAGGUACUGCUGCGUUUAUUUGGGUAUUCCCACUCUGACCGAGAUAUAGCUUUGCCCCGAUGGCUCAUAUUGAAUAUGUUUUUGUAUGCAGUUAUUGUGUAACGACAGUCAUGUUCAGUGUGGGAAUUCCAAAAGCACAGACCUCGUGUUUCAGCUUCAUAAAACCACAUUAUCGCCUGUGUGCAAUGUGCAUUUGUAUCAUACGAGUGUGUUGUGGGGAAAAAUAAAUCUGUACAAACUUUA